Molecule: messenger RNA, 38757 nt
Organism: Podarcis lilfordi (Lilford's wall lizard)
Lineage: Eukaryota; Metazoa; Chordata; Lepidosauria; Squamata; Lacertidae
Source: the annotation of a GenBank genome assembly
AUGGCCAAGGUUAUCAAAAUGUUUCACACACUCAGAAAUCACUGGAAGAAGACCACUGCUGGGGCCUGCCUGCUCACCUGGGGAGGAAACUGGCUGUAUGGAAAACACUGGUAAUUAUUUCAUUGGAUUGGAUCCAAGCUAAGGCAGUUUAACUUGAGUUCUGCUGUUUUCAAGGGGAACUAAAUUCAACUACCUGAACACUUAAUCUUUAAAAUAAUUUUGGAAUUGGAAUUGGAAUUUUUGGAAGGGUUUGGGUUUGUUCAUUGUUGUUUUUUUCCUAAACCAGAGUCCAGGGCAAAAUAUAAGUGACACGUAUAUACUGUUCUCCUGAUUAUUUUUGCUUUGCCUUACCCUAGGCUUGGAAAGCUCUGAAUUUAAUUGGAGCAGUGACACAAGGUAGGGGUGCUUAGCCUUUCCAGUUAUGGGCUGCUUUCCUGAUCAAAAACACUUUCAGACAGUUUUUCUUCCAUUGGUGGGGAUGGUACUUGAAAGGUCCCUUGUGUGAAGAGAUCAGGGGAAAUUUUGGUUUGCAAAUGGGUUAAGCACCCCUGCGCCUCUUCUUUGAUAAAAUGUGAAUUUUCUUGCUACUGCAAUGUACUAAAAACAAAGACUGUUGGGAGGCACUCCACAAGUUUGCAGUUUUAAGGAAGAAGAAAUUUAUAUGUGCAUAAAUUUGAAAAUUAGUUGUAAAAUAGUUUUAGCAUUUGAUCAGUGGGGGGCUACAGACUGGUUUUGUGCAUCUAUAAGUUGUGAGAUACACAAUUAUUUCAUAUUCAUUUCUUUGGUACUGAUAUGGCAAAUUGCUAUAAUGAAAUUGAUAGAUGUGUUUUAGAUUAAAUGAAACUGUCAUGGACAGGAUUGAACAGUUUCCCCCUGGAUGCUUUAAUGGCAUAAUUUUUUUCAGGCUUGCAAAUAAAAAAAAAACAAAAGCUCAGACGGUUUAAUGACACACUUUUUUAUCUGCUGCUAAACAUGCUAUGCUAUGUAAGUCUACAACAUAAUGUGUUUUAAAAUGCUACUAAGUGGUUCUGCUGGUUUGCUUCAAACUUGCAGUGGUAUUUUACUAUGUUACUAGAUUAUAAGGGGUUGGUUCACAUGAAACUCUAAACCAUGGUUUAGUACAGGGGUCUGCAACCUUUAAGACAAAAAGAGCCACUUAGACCCAUUUCCGAAGAAAAAAAAACUGGGAGCCACAAAACUCGUCAUUAUAAAAAUAACUUUUUUGUCACUUUUUUAUUAUUUCUUUGUUUGACCCCUCAGAAUUACUCCUCCUCAUAGAAAUAAACAUUAAAUUAGCAAGUUACCUUUUUUUUGUGUGUGUGUUCUUCACUCCCCUUCAAAACAGUGACCAGUGUACAUGCCCCUUACAACGUAGUGGGCGGGCGGGCGGGAAGGUGAUGUCGGGACGGUGCGUGACUAAUGCACGCACCGCCCCCAUGCGACGUCACAGCCAGUACACUGCCCGCCACAGUGGGGAGUGUCGGGGCGCACAAUGCGCCUCCUCCCCUCGCUAGUAUCCGCCCCGGAGCCGCGGCAAACGUGUAAAAGAGCCACAUGCGGCUCUGGAGCCGCGGGUUGCAGACCCCUGGUUUAGUAUAAGGGUUGUCAACCGUUUUAGAACUGUAGGCCCAUUUGGAUUUUUUAGGGAGUGCUAUGGGUGUCACGCAGGUGGCACUGUGGUCUAAACAGCAGAGCCUAGGGCUUGCCAAUCAGAAGGUCGGCGGUUCGAAUCCCCGCGACAGGAUGAGCUCCCGUUGCUCUCCCAGCUCCUGCCAACCUAGCAGUUCAAAAGCACGUCAAAGUGCAAGUAGAGAAAUAGGUACCGCUUCGGCGGGAAGGUAAACGGCAUUUCCGUGUGUUGCUCUGGUUUGCCAGAAGCGGCUUAGUCAUGCUAGCCACAUGACCCGGAAGCUGUACGCCGGCUCCCUUGGCCAGUAAAGUGAGAUGAGCGCCGCAACCCCAGAAUUGUCCUCUACUGGACCUAAUGGUCAGGGGUCCCUUUUCCUUUACUUUGGGUGUCACCACCUCGCAUAACUUCUCUCCCCUCGACUGGAUCAGGGCCACCCCACUCCCUGGAGAAACAGAGAGAGAAAGCAUUUGGACAUACUUCACUUUCCCAAAGGAUCUAGUUCCAGUGGAAUUAAUCAGCUUUUAAAAGCAUGUAGAGCUGAAACAGAAAGUGAAGAAGAGCAUCAGUCAUCUAACUUCGCCUUCAGUUCCAUGGGAGCAAAAUCUCACCAUCCUAACCACUGCAUAACUGCAUGGAAGAAAGCGAGAAGGGGGAGGCUGAGAUGCUGCAUAAACUAUGUUGGCCUCAGGUGAUCUCUCCAAUCUCCCUGCAUUGAACUAGUCUGAAUGGGGCCUCUAAACACUUCUGACUGAUAGUGCUUGGAAGCCUCUCUGGGAUCAAGAACUCUGGUAUUGCAGCUUUUUCAAUCACAGGGAGGCUUAAUUUAAGCUCUUAGAAGCUCCCUUUGGACCCUGCCACUCAAUGAGGAAGACUGGGAUGGAUCAGGUAGGAAAGGGGUAUUGGUGCUGGGAUUGGCUUUUGCUGCCUGCCCUGUUCCUCAAAGCACACAGUUUAUGCCCUUAUCACACACCCCAAACCCACUGAAAUCAACCAAGCCAAACCAGGUUCAAGCAUACACUGGAAAAAAUGCAGUAAGAAAAUAUGAAUACUUUCCAUCUAGAUGAAAGGCAGAUGCCCACAAACGGGGGAAAAGAGAAAAGAGAGAGACAAAGAAGAUUUGGUUUCUUAAGUCUUCCAUGUAGACUCUGGCAGGACUCACUGUAGAAGAGAUAGGAAAACAGGAGGGCUUAAUUGGCACCAGUUUCUUGAAAAGUGAUCAAACAACAGAGCAGAUGUGGUUUGCAAGUCAACAAUGGUUUAAAAUAAUUUGGCUAUAUUUGCAUUUCCCUGAAACUAUAUUAAAUGUGCAAACAGGGAUUAAAAUUAAAACUUCUUGCUACACGUUUUUAGAAAUGAGUACGGUGGUUUAGGACCUUACGAUGAAUAUUUCUUCCAGAGAAAGCAGAAAUGGGAACAGAAAUUGGGAAGGAAUUUCUUGCAUUUUCUUGUAAUAAUACUUACGCUCCUAAUUUUCUGAAUGAAAUAAGGUGGUUGCUGCUUUUACAAACUGAAAUGAACCAAGAAAACCCACCCACCCACUCACACUAUACAUGUUAAUGAGCUGGGACCAUCCUCACCCACUGGACAAAAAAUUGCCCUGUCUUUGUCUAGGAAUGCAGGGAGAGACAGAGGAAAAAGCGGAGGUUUAAGCAACAUUUGGGUAGAGUGAGAAGGGAAUUGAGAAAGGCUUUUGACUUUGUGUUGUACUCAAACUCCACUAUUUCUCCUUGUUAAACAUUUUUUUCAUUUCUGUUUAAAGGCCCUCCCCCCCCCCCCCGUGUUCAUCCCUUCCUGGGGCAUUCAGACCUCUCCCAUUACCUUGCCACUACUUUUUCCCUUUCGUAGUAGUAGUAGUAGUAGUAGUAGUAGUAAUAAUAAUAAUAAUAAUAAUAAUAAUAAUUUUUUAUUUAUACCCCGCCCAUCUGGCUGUGUUUCCCCAGCCACUCUGGGCGGCUUCCAACAAAUAUUAAAAUAUGAUAGUUCAGAGUCUGUCCCUUCUGGCUUCCAUAGGGUGGCUAUCUAAAGAACUUUUAACUGAGUUAAGAUUAAAAAAGGAUGUGUACAAAAAAUGGAAAAGGGGGGAAACCACCAAAGAGGAAUUCAAACAAAUAGCCAGCACGUGUAGACACAAAGUCAGAAAAGCUAAAGCACAGAAUGAACUCAGGCUUGCUAGAGAGGUUAAAAGCAACAAAAAGGCUUUUAUGGGUAUGUUCAGUAGCAAAAGGAAGAACAAAGAAACAGUGGGGUCACUCAGAGGAGAAGAUGGUGAAAUGCAAACAGGAGACACAGAAAGGGCUGAACUCCUCAAUGCCUUCUUUGCCUCAGUCUUCUCUGAUAAAGAAAACAAUGCCCGACCUGAAGAAUUUGGAGCAAAUGAUUCAGCAAAGGAAACACAGCCCAGAAUAACUAAGGAGAUAGUACAAGAAUACUUGGCUAGUUUAGAUGUAUUCAAGUCUCCAGGGCCAGAUGAACUGCAUCCAAGAGUAUUAAAAGAACUGGCAGAUGUGAUCUCAGAACCACUGGCAGUCAUCUUUGAGAUGGACUGGAGAACAGGCGAAGUCCCAGCAGACUGGAGGAGGGCAAAUGUUAUCCCUAUUUUCAAAAAGGGGAAAAGAGAGGACCCAAAUAAUUACCGCCCAGUCAGUCUGACAUCAAUACCAGGAGCAGAUCAGUCUGUGAGCACCUAGAUCAGAUUCUGGAGCAGAUCAGUCUGUGAGCACCUAGAAAGGAAUGCUGUGAUCACCAAUAGUCAGCAUGGAUUUCUGAAAAAUAAGUCAUGUCAGACUAACCUGAUCUCGUUUUUUGACAGAAUUACAAGCCUGGUAGAUGAAGGGAACGCAGUGGAUGUAGCCUACCUUGAUUUCAGCAAGGCAUUUGACAAGGUGCCCCAUGAUAUUCUUGUAAAGAAGCUGGUAAAAUGCGGUCUUGACUAUGCUACCACUCAGUGGAUUUGUAACUGGCUGACUGACCGAACCCAAAGGGUGCUCAUCAAUGGUUCCUCUUCAUCCUGGAGAAGAGUGACUAGUGGGGUGCCACAGGGUUCUGUCUUGGGCCCGGUCUUAUUCAACAUCUUUAUCAACGACUUGGAUGAUGGACUCAAGGGCAUCCUGAUCAAAUUUGCAGAUGACACCAAACUGGGAGGGGUGGCUAACACCUCAGAGGACAGGAUCACACUUCAAAACGACCUUGACAGAUUAGAGAACUGGGCCAAAACAAACAAGAUGAAUUUUAACAGGGAGAAAUGUAAAGUAUUGCACUUGGGCAAAAAAAUGAGAGGCACAAAUACAAGAUGGGUGACACCUGGCUUGAGAGCAGUACAUGUGAAAAGGAUCUAGGAGUCUUGGUUGACCACAAACUUGACAUGAGCCAACAGUGUGACGCGGCAGCUAAAAAGCCAAUGCAAUUCUGGGCUGCAUCAAUAGGAGUAUAGCAUCUAGAUCAAGGGAGUAAUAGUGCCACUGUAUUCUGCUCUGGUCAGACCUCACCUGGAGUACUGUGUCCAGUUCUGGGCACCACAAUUCAAGAAGGACACUGACAAACUGGAACGUGUCCAGAGGAGGGCAACCAAAAUGGUCAAAGGCCUGGAAACGAUGCCUUAUGAGGAACGGCUAAGGGAGCUGGGCAUGUUUAGCCUGGAGAAGAGGAGGUUAAGGGGUGAUAUGAUAGCCAUGUUCAAAUAUAUAAAAGGAUGUCACAUAGAGGAGGGAGAAAGGUUGUUUUCUGCUGCUCCAGAGAAGCGGACACGGAGCAGUGGAUCCAAACUACAAGAAAGAAGAUUCCACCUAAACAUUAGGAAGAACUUCCUGACAGUAAGAGCUGUUUGACAGUGGAAUUUGCUGCCAAGGAGUGUGGUGGAGUCUCCUUCCUUGGAGGUCUUUAAGCAGAGGCUUGACAACCACAUGUCAGGAGUGCUCUGAUGGUGUUUCCUGCUUGGCAGGGGGUUGGACUCGAUGGCCCUUGUGGUCUCUUCCAACUCUACGAUUCUAUGAUUCUAUGAUUCCAUGUCACAGGCUUUUUUUUACCUUAUUCAACCUUCCUUUUUUUGUUCCCCUACCCCACCCAGACUUUAUGCAAAUCCAGGAUUGUGAUGCAGUACACCCAGUCUUUCCAGUGGGGUGCUGCACAAUGAUGGCCUAGUGCAAAUAAUAGUACAGAGAGAAAUGUAGAACCGUACAUCUGAAAUAUUAAGCUUUUUGAAUCUUGCUCAACAAGGUAGAGUAGACUGUAUGUACAUAGCCUAGCAACUGAGUUUGGGUCGUUGCUGAUACUGGAGGCUGAAUUACUAUGCUUGAGGCACUCUUGACUAGACUUAUAUAGUGUCCUUUUAUAGCAGAUUAAAGGUUUAGUGAAAUCUUGUCCCCUUUUUUCCUGACAUAGUUGGAGCUUCUGGUGCAAAGGGUGCUGCUUUAGCUCAACAUUGCUUCAGAUUAGCCUUUGACUCCCUGGAAUUAGCUGUCUCAGGCAUUGCUUGUUCAUUUGCCACUGAGGAGGACUUCUUCUGGGGGGAGUGCAGAGAUCCGGUGCCAAAACCGGCUCCAAUUAGCUCUUACUUAUUCUUGAAUAGCAAAACCCUGGGCUUUGGCUGUGGAAUUUGAAGGUCUUAUUAUUUUGAGCAGCAUUACAGGCAUACGGUGCCUGCUGUCUUAUAUAAUUCAAAAUGAAAAUUCCUGGAGCUGCUAUUUACCCCAUGAUACCUGCAAGUUUUCCGCAUGGGGCAAAUAGCAGCUUCACUGGGGAGAGGAUUUUAAUGGAGGACUAUGGUCUGAUGUGAAAGGGUUACAUUUCCAUCUCCCAAUGCUGUGAUCCCAGUCCUCUUUGGCCCCUCUCUGGGUGACUUCUGAUUAUCUUUUAAAUCACAGGAGAUGCUCAGCAUGGGUCUCCUGAAUCGCAUCCAGUAGUGGCCCACUUUUUUAAAUAAAAAUUGAAGGCAUGCUGGAGGAAUCGCAGGCAUUCAAAGUGAGGCAACCAGUGCUUCUCAGCAUCAAGUAUGACUGAAUUAUUCCUCAUGCAGCAGUACAACAGAAUUGCUUGACCUGAGAGGUGACUGAUUGGAAAGUGGCAGGAACAUUUACUUUUAUAAGCACGCCCUAGUUUAUAGUUUGGGAAUUGCCAAAUUAAAAGAGUGUCUGUUAUGAUGCUUUUGCAAUCCCUUAGUAAUACUGGGCAGUAGUUUGCUAAAGACAGCCUACUAGUUGCAAGAGAAAUGCAUGCUGUUCUAGUGUAUCUGCAUCUAGGUUGGAGAACAAAAAUGUACCAUGCAUUUGAUUACGUAUUGCUGUAGAAAAUGAUGUCACAGCAGUAGAGGUACCAAAGAAAGACAUCCUGAUUGCCUUGGGAUGCAGGCAUGUUUGUAAUAAUUGGUUGGUGUUUUGCUGGAUGGUAUGUAUAUUGAGAAGGGACGCGGGUGGUGCUGUGGGUUAAACCACAGAGCCUAGGACUUGCCGAUCAGAAGGUCGGCGGUUCGAAUCCCCGGACGGGGUAAGCUCCCGUUGCUCGGUCCCUGCUCCUGCCAACCUAGCAGUUUGAAAGCACAUCAAAGUGCAAGUAGAUAAAUAGGUACCACUCCAGUGGGAAGGUAAACAGCGUUUCCGUGCGCUGCUCUGCUUUGCAAGACGCGGCUUAGUCAUGCUGGCCACAUGACCCGGAAGUUGUACGCCGGCUCCCUUGGCCAAUAAAGUGAGAUGAGCGCCACAACCCCAGAGUCGGUCACGACUGGACCUAAUGGUCCCUUUACCUUUACCUUUAUGUAUAUUGAGGGUGGGACUAUCUAGAACAUCUGGAAUCUAGAAAUUGCCAGGAAAUCCAAUCUAUAAAGAAAAUCUCUCUCUCUCUCUCUCUCUCUCUCUCUCACACACACACACACACACACAGAGAGAGAGAGCACAUGUAAUCAAGAAACAACCCUACAUACAGAUUUACUGGCAUAAUAGUGAUAAUGAGCUGACUUUUUACUUUGGAAUAAUCUAGCAUCAUUGUUGAUGGGUGAGGGCAGUGCCUGAUAAAGGGCAAUUGCCUGCUAUAAAGGAAUGUGCCUAAGUGGGACUGAAACCACCUAUUUCUGUGUGCACAGUCUCGCAGACUGGCUAGUAACCUUCUAGUAGCCAUUAGAUUUCAGGACUCGGAGUUGGGGUCAGCUAUGCCUAUUUUUAUGCUUGCUUCUGUACCCUUUAAUACCUGCCUGAGUCCUUCAUUUCUAAAUAAAAGCAGUUGUGUGGUGGCACCAAAGGUCUCUUACUCAGAGGAUACUUGCCAUGUUUAGGCUGCCUUGGACGUCCAACCAUUUGGGGGAAGGAAUGGCUUGAAACAAUAGACUUGUGUACCAGCUUUUCUGUUUCUGAUCUCCCACAGCCUCUGCUAUUUGUUCUCUCCAGUGCACAGCAGAGUGUGGCUGUUUCAUUUGGAAUCACACUGGAUUUUAAAAGGUUUAGGCACCAUUCAUCUUACAAAGGGGCCAACUCUUUAUUAAGGGUUGGGCAGCUUUAGGUUCCACGGAAAAAUAUGCCCAGAAGAAGUCUACUGAAGUAUUUCUUUUUCUGCUCUGCCUUGGUGAUUGUGGUCUAUCCUGGGCAGCUGAAAGAGGAAUUGGAUCUGUAUUGAUCCUGGUUUGGUUACCUAAGUAAACAGAGGAAUCCUCCUGAUUUAUCUCUGCCAAUUUUACCGGCUCACCAAGCCUGCCUAGUUAUUUGGAAAAUAAUUGUGAAAUUGGAUAGCAGAGAAGCAGCAUUUCAUUAGCUGGAAAUAGCUGAGCUUUGAAUUUGUUUUUUGCCCUAUGCGUAGCAGCGAUUGCAAGCCCUGAAGAAAAGCUGUGGCUGUAAUUGCUUCACACUUUACCUGUGAUUAUUGUCAUUGUGAUAGCAGAAGCCCAUUGGCUUUUCGAGGUGAUGAUAGCUCAGCCAGCUGGUAAAUUCACAAUCAUGUUAGCUGCCCUCACUUUGCUGCUAAUUGGGAGCUUAUUGCAUUAGAUGCCAUUCCUCUUAGUACAUAAUAGAGGAGAUUCUCCAGACACUGUCCUGGUUCUCUCUUGGAUCCCAAGUGAAAACCUUAUUUGCCCAGAUCUAUUAAGCUCAUGCUUUAUUUGUGUUUAUUUUUAUGAUGGACUUACCCUAACUACUCCAAUUUGCUACUGAUGUAGUUAUCGUAUGUGUGAUUCCUUUUUAUGUCUAUAUGCCGCUAUGAGAGCUAGGCUGAAGAGUGGCUAAUAUAUCAAUAAAUAAAAUAAUAGUAUAUGAAUUGACUAGAUUGGUUGGAAGUGCAAAAUCCAUGCAAGCAGGAGCAUUUAUGGACCUAGCCCCUUCCUUCCUGCAUGGAUGGGGAUUGUCUUCAUGUCCUGUUUCUGAGCUUCCCAUAGACAUCUGGCCGACCAGCCACAGUAUAGAACAGGAUCCUGGAAUCCAACAAGGCUAUUAUUAUGGUCUUCAUAAGAUUUGGCACCCAAAGCUGAUGGCUGAGUUUUUGGAUCUCUGGAUCUGGACCAGAACUACAUAAUUGCAACUGGAGUUUCCAAAGGCAGAGAACCCUUUUGCAAUGUUUUGUGUGUACAAUCCUAUUUCCCUUCAUGGAUUUCCUUUCAUAUGGAUUGGUGUAAUUUGGAUGCAACCCAGAUAAAUCAGGUGAUAUUGUGUGUGUGUGUGUGUGUGUGUGUGUGUACGUACUCCAGGUGACUUAUUUAGUAAGACUAAUGGAAAUAAAUGGGACCUAAGAGCCCUUGCUUUCAGCAGGCUGUGCCUGCCACUUGCUGACCUGCAAGGCGAAGUUAAAAUAAUUAACAUCCCUGAGCCCACCCAUUCUUCACAACCUUGUCUAAAAGGUCAGUGCUGUGACUUCUAACCUUGAGACUGGUGCUAGUCCAAUUUCAGCAUCCUCUGUAAUGCUUCUCUUUCUCCUGACAUUGAGGAACACCAAACGAUUAUAGCAGGAAGUCCAUGAAAACAAUUGAUGUGGAUGCAUUCAUUGCAUUCCUGUUGCCCUACCACUGUGCAUCAUCAGCCAAGACUUACUUUCCUGAGGCUUUGCUAGCUGAUCAGAUACUUAGCAGGUUCGAUGGGGAAUCUUCUAAUAGUAAUGGUCUCUCUCGUGUUUGCUUCAAAGCUUUCACAUGCUGGGGGUAGGGAGAGGUGCUGAGAAUUUUGCCCUUAUAAUAAAUACAUGUUUGUUUGCGGUGCCUUUCUGUACAUGGGUAGAUAAGAUGGAGUAGGGCUGUCCAAUUCAUUUCGGCACUAGAGUUGGUUUUUAAGUAGUACUUAGUAAAAAUUACUGCAAUUAGUCAAUAGCCUGCCAUUCUUGUAAAAAAAGAAAGAAAAAAUGUUCCUGUUGCUUAACACACAUGAUUUAUUCCUUUGAAUGUGAAGAGCAAACAUUAUGUUAAGGGGAGCGCUACUGCCUCUAAGGAAAACUUUGAUAAAUAUUCCAAUUAGGCAUGAAUUGGAGUAAUAUAUUAUUUAUGCGUUCUCUCGCUUAGGAAGCUUAUUUCUGUUUGUCCCAUUAUUUUCACUAAAGGUUUCCUAUUGACAGAGUUUCUCUCGCUGCUUAGUUUGAAUUUCUCCAGAUUGAUUCUUCAUCUAAAAUCAAUUUUCUGUAACAUGAGAAAAGCUACCGUGGCAGUAAAUGCUGGUAAGGCAGAACGAGUUACAUGGCUUUAAAAAGUGGAAUAAGCAGAGAAAGAGGGGGAAAGUCUGCAAGCGUGUUGUUCUGGAAUGAGCCCCGUAAACUGCUGCGUAUUAAUAAAAAUGUGCAGCAUAUCAUCAGAGCGGAAUUGAAAGGAGUUCUGCCAGCCCUUUUGGCACCAAGAGCCAAGGAGAGCACUGCCCUGCUGUAAACCAAGUGAGUGCUCAUUUGCCCUCUGGCCUCCUCCUCCCUGACCCCAGCCACUCUGAGCUGCAGGCAGGCAGGCAGGCACCUCUUGGGCUUUUACCAGCUUGGCCCUUAAUCCUUGAGAGAUGAAAGCCGCAAACCCAGAACGCUUCAGGCUGCACAAAUCAGAACAGGGAUGCCACUUCCACAGAGAGAGGUGCUUCCAAAAGUUGACUUUCCUAUCGCCGUUCUUCACCCUUGAACUGCAUAGCACUUCAAGCCCCAUUUUAAUGACUACGUGGAGAGUUAUCUUUGGAAAAGAUGGCUAAGUGGAGCAAAGAGAAGCAGCGAGUUUCCAUUUAUUUGUUUAAUACAUUUAUAUCCACCAGCUGUUGAAGGUUCCCAGGGCAAACAAGAAAUACAAAGUGGACUAGAAUAUAGAAGCACAUUAAAGUGCAGUGGGCCAAUUUUUAGGACACUCAUAUGCCUCCCUAUUGCAGCCUAAGACAGAUGCUGAUGCAAGAUGAAAAGAGCAGGUCUCUUUGCUUUAUUUCAAACCUCAUUGCUUAUCUCCACAGGUUGCCCCUCAGGUUUCAUUGUUCACUUUUCUGGGGGAGAAAUUCACUUUCUAGCUGGUUGUGUCAGUCUAAGCCAGGUGUGGGGAAUUAUCACUGUGUUUCUCAAACGUGGGUCCCUGGCUGUUGGUGGACCACAGCUCCCAUCAUCCCUAGCUAGCAGGACCAGUGGUGAUGGGAUUAAUAGUCCAACAAUAGCUGAGAAACAUAGCAGAGAUGUGGUUGAGGAAAACAUCAGAAGGCUGUACAGUGGUACCUCGGGUUAAGUACUUAAUUCGUUCUGGAGGUCCGUACUUAACCUGAAACUGUUCUUAACCUGAAGCACCACUUUAGCUAAUGGGGCCUCCUGCUGCCGCUGCGCCACCGGAGCCCGAUUUCUGUUCUUAUCCUGAAGCAAAGUUCUUAACCUGAAGCACUAUUUCUGGGUUAGCAGAGUGUGUAACCUGAAGCGUAUGUAACCCGAGGUACCACUGAAUUCUCUUGUAGGCAACCUUCUGGGGACCCCAUGUCACUGGUGGGCAGGGCCAGAGGUCUUUACUGAUUCCCUGCCAUGACACCAUCUUGCCAUGUCAGGUGUUUUUUUCACUUGUGCCUGAGACUUGCAGAGUGGGCACAUUUUAUAUUAUGGCAACGCAAAAAAUAGUCAGGUCCUUGCCACCAAGGAACAUACAAUGUAGACAGUGAGGGAAAACAGCAAACAGGAUGGGGAGACGAGCAGGGAGGGAAGGAUAUUGGCAAAUGCAGGUGUACGUUCUUGGUAAUUUGAUGACUAUAUGCACUUCAUUGGUAGUGCUGCAGCUAGCCUGGUGCUUCUGUCAGAGAAAGGAAUAAUUUGGCCACUGAUUUGCUAGCAGGCUGGGCAGCUGGUUAAUUCCACUCACCAGUUAGACCGGAGGAAUUUUGGUCAGUUACUUCCUGUUUAUACAAUGAUGCGGUUCAGUUUGGUCAAUUAAGUAAUCUCGUUGCGGGUGGGAUCUGGCUCUUGGUAAUGAAGACAUGGUCCAAGAAGUGACGAAAGCUAAGGUGGCAUCAAAACAGUGACAUUUAAAUAGUUACGUGUUUUUGACAAGUAGCCCCUUUGGAAAGUUUGGUCUGUGUUUUGUGUGCCAAAGCAGUAGAAGUAGGUAUUUUUAAAUGCGUGUUUCCAUCUAUUUAUCCCUCCCCUCAACUUGCGCUAUCUAAAACACUGUUCUUUUUCUUCUUCCUCCUCCUGAUAGCGAUAACCUGCUAAGGAGAGCUGCAUGCCAAGAAGCCCAGGUAAUACCAUUUAACAAGAUCAAAUUAGAUUAAAAUCCUCUCCUUAUCUCUCUUGUGCAGGAUUCUGGAGAUUCUCCCAGCAGGUCUCCUCUACGUGACUAGCCUGCCAAAGGGACUCUCUGUAUUCUUCUGCUCAAAUACCAGAAGACACUUCCCCCCUUUGCACCUAAUUACGCCUCAGUUCAGUGCCAUCACAAAUUAUUCAUGAGCAUCACGAAAGUGGAAUAUAUUCAGUAAGACUUUGGGAAACUUGAUUACCUGUAUUGCUUUUGUUAGGUAAACUUGUGAGCCAGCAGUGACAGGACUGAAAAUUUGGGAGACUGAAAUCGCAUUUCAUCAACUGGCAGAAUGGAGAGCAGCUAGCAUGUAGCUUUUCUUAUUCUGAUUGUACCUGGUACUCUGGUGCCUAUACAAAAAGGCAGGACCAAAAAGUUCCAACAAAGCAGGAAAAACCAAAUUGAUUUUAUUAUUAUUGGAGGGCACUCUUUGUAGUCCCAAAUGCUCUUGAGGUCCGGCUGGCCCUGAGGGAACAAGCCAGGCUCUGACUUGUGGAACUCCUUCCCAAUAGAGGUUCGGCAGAACCAUCCUGCUCAUUUAGACGUCUUCUAAAAACUAUAUUAAUUUGACAGGCCUUUCAAACCUAAGAUUCUUUGCCAACCAGCUCUUAGUGAUGUAUUUGAUACUUUUAUUGUAAUACUGGGUUCUUAAUGUAUUACUGCCUUAUGAUAUUUAUACAAAAGUGCAGCUUAUUUUAAAAAAAUUAAAAAGGAAACAGAUACCUGAAAUAUGUUUUCCCCUCCUUGUUAUGAAUUUUCAUAAACACCCAAUUGUGCCCUUUAUGUGGAGUACCCCUCCCCCCAUUUUUUAUUUGUAGUAUCUCUGGCCAAAGAUUUAUGGCCAUCUCAUUGGCCAUUGGGAAAUAAAAUACUUCGGAUCAUGUCUGAAAUUUGUGGUUUUUUUUAUUUUGCUGAACUGGAUAUGCUCAUCCAAAUAGAUGUGCAUAUUCAUUUUGACAAACACAGACUUUUAAAAUACUCCUUAUUAUGUUUCCAGUAGCACUGUAACAUGGAAACUGCCCUUCUUUGUGGUCUGAAAAUGAAACUUAUACUUCGGGGGAGUUUAUUAGGAUGUGAAAUUCAAAGGGGAGAAAGAGUUUUUAUGGCAAGGAGCAACGGAGGCCUGCUUUGCACAUGCAAAUCCACGCUUGAUGUUGCAGUCAUGCGAAUAACACUUGAAAGGUGCCGUCACAGUUGCAGCACCACAGUCAUACUGGCUGCUUUUGCAGAUCUCAAUAAACCAGGGUCUCUGGCUUAUUAGGAAUGAGUUCACGUUGCCUGAUUGCUCCCACUUCGCUUCUCCCCUGGCUUGAGCAACAGAAACAAACCACCAAGCCAUAGUGAAGCUUGACUUCCUGCCAUGUCCAAACCUGGAAUCUUGUUCUGCUCCCUCACAAGCUGGGAUCGCUUGUGUUCUAGCCAUGGUGGCUGUGUUCUGUCUCUAUUGUCAGAACCAGUGUGUGUCUGAAUACCAGUUGCUGGCAAUCACAGAUGGGGAGGGCACUGUUGCACUUAACUCUGCUUCUCCUUAACAUCUGCAGGUGAGGCAGUAGAUGUGCUGGACCGUUGUCUUGCCCUGGUAAUGGACUGGAUGAGAGCUGACAAACUGAAGCUCAAUCUAAAUAAGACUGAGGCAUUCUAAGUAGGUGGUUCCUUAGUCCAGAUGGACUAAGACUGCCUGCUCUUGAUGGGGUUACGAUUCCUCUGAAGGAGCAGAUACGCAGCUUGGUGAUACUUCUAGCUCCCUUGCUGUCACUUGAGGCUAAGGUGGCCUUGGUGGCCAUGGAGUGCCUUCCAUCAGCUUCAGCUGGUGGCCCAGCUGCUCCCCUAAAUGGACAGGGAUAGCCUAACUUCUGUUGUCUGUGCUCAGGUACCCUCUAGGUUAGAUUGCUGCAAUGCAUUAUAUGUAGGGCUGCCUUUGAAGAUGGUUCAGAAACUUCAGCUGGUGCAGAAUUCGGCAGCCAGGUUGCUUACCAGGGCAAGACAGUUCGAGCUGUAUUUUGUAUUCUUAUUUUGUAUUUUUCUGCCUUGGGAUAUUUAGUUGGAGGGCGGUAUACAGAUUUAAUAAAUGAUGAUGGCGAUGAUGAUGUUCUGCUUCCCAUUGGCAUCUGGUUGGCAGCUGUGAGAACAGGAUGCUGGCCUAGAUGAGCCCUCGGCCUGAUCCAGCUGGGUUUUUCUUCAUGCCAGCCAGCCAUAAACCAUGGUUUGAUGUUAUGAAUCUGUGCUUCUUAAUAAACCAGGAUCCCAGAUGUGGACAUCACAGGGAAGCCAAGCUUAACCCUGGCUUAUCAUGGUGUGUGACUGUGUCUGUUUAUUUCACUUACCUUUGAGUCAAACAGGUUUAGGGAAUAUUCAGUUAUUGUCUGCAAUGUUGUUUUAGUGUGUUUGUGGGCCGGGGGGGGGGGGAGUAGUGUGAAGGAUGGAAUGAUCAAACAGGAAAUAAAAUCAGUUUACCAGCGCCUACCCUGCAGCCAAUGUUUCGGGUUAGUAAAUGAUUACAAAGGGUCUUGAAGUGGUUGUUUUUUUUGGUCUUCCUCUUUAAAACUCGAAAGCAUGAGAGCAGAGCCUGCAUAAAAAGCUAGUCUGCCAACAGUAUAAUUUGUAGAAGAGACAGGUUGUUUGUUCAGAGCAAGCAAAUAUAUCACUCCCCCAUCAAGUAAAUAAUUAGAUGUUUCUAACAGCUGUAACAGACCUCAGAAUUAUGAAUGCAGACACUCUUUUUCCAUGAUUUCCCCCAAGAAUGCAAAAGUAAUAGAAUUAAUCACUGACUUUUCCCAUCUGUUCUUUAGAUAACAUGCCAGUUUGAUUUCCUCUGUCCUUUACCCCCAUGAAUCACUGUUUCUCGCAUGCCUUCUGCCUUCUCGUUUCCACCGCGGUAAAAUAAAUAGAACAGAGUUGAGCAUUAAAUUCUAACAAAUUUUUUAAUCCUCUACUCUAAUAGCCUCAGUGAUGCUGAUAAUUGCUAUGAAUUGCUGCUUUGAAAAUCUACAGAGCUCUCUUAAAACAAUUGCUUCAGCUGCCUCGCUUUAUAUCUCUUCACCAAAAGUGUUGAGAAUAAAUUCAUUGAUUAUUAUUAUUAGUUAUAUUUGCCUGGGGCCUAUACUUGUCACACAGCUUGCAUCAAAGUGGGACAGAGAGGCAGAGCAAGCUGUCAGUGUAUAGGGCUCACAUUGUUUUCAGUGGAACUAACUGCAUGCAGAUGUACCUUUGCUGUUCCCUUGCAAGUUGUCAAUGUAAGCUGACGAGUUUGCAGAACAUAAGGCUAAAUUAGGCAUCUAGGUGGCCUUUUGCUGGCUGGGAUGGAUCUCAGUAAAGCAGUCUUUGCUCCCCCCUCACUGAAGCCAUUUGUGGGGUGUGGGAGAGGGGCCCUGUAAUCCCUGAAAUAACACAGAAUUGUUCAGCACCAAAAACAGACAGAUUUUUAAUUCUUUAAUAAUGAGACGCUUUCUCUCCAUUAUUAGGUGUUUGGCAACCAGAUUCUUCCUUCCAGCAUGCAGAUCAAGAAAGCAACAGUGUUUCUCAACCCUGCAGCUUGCAAAGGGUAAGAUUCCCUUUCCCAGCCACCUGGCACCUUUUCAUAUACUUUGGUUUUGCUUUCAUCAGGGCAAGUCAUUCGUGGGAACCAAAGCCUUACUUCCUAUCCUCCCCUGAACCUAAUGUUAUCAAACUUCUUCAGCUGAUUGAGAAACCACAGUUAGAAUGGGCCUGCUUGCUAAAUUUAACAUGAACCCCAAAUCAUACAGUUCUUCUCACUCCCCUAUCCCACUCCAUAUUCCACAUUGAUGUCAUCAGCAUUCCCAUUCUAUGAAUGAGAUUAAGAUGUUCCCAAAUAGAGGGGCAUGCUCAGAUGUUGGGCAUGCUGAUUUAGUGCCCCUGAAGCCACGCUGUGCCUAUUUUCUAGUAUAGUGGUAGCAAAUGGCCGUCAUGUGCAAAAGCUAUUUCAAGGUCAAAGAUUUAGCAGGUGUAUUGGUUUUAAACACAUUGGGGCCUUUUUUGUCAAUGAAUGUGGCUCCCGAUGGCUGGCAUCUUCACCAUCAUUUUAUUAUUUAUAUGCCCCCCAUCUUACUUGGUUGCCCCAGCCACUUUGGGCAGCUCCCAACAAAAUAUUAAGAACACAAUAAAACCUCAAGCAGUAAAAGCUUCCCUGUACAGGGCUGCCUUCAAAUGUCUUCUAAAAGUCAUAGUUGUUUAUCUGUUUGACAUCUGAUGGGAGGGCGUUCCACAGGACAGGCCUCAGUACCGAGAAGGCCCUCCCUGUAGUUUCGUGUCUUACAGUGAGGAAACGGCCAGAAGGCCCUCGGAGCUGGACCUCAGCUUCUGGGCUAAACGAUGGGAGUGGGGAUGCUGCUUCGGGUAUACUGGGCUGAGGCCGUUUAGGGCUUUAAAGGUCAGCACCAACACUUUGAAUUGUGCUUGGAAACCAACUGGGAGCCAAUUGUAGGUCUCUCAGGACCAGUAUUAUAUGGUCCCAGCGGCCGCUCCCAGUCACCAGUCUAGCUGCUGCAUUCUGGAUUAGUUGCGGUUUCCAAGUCACCUUCAAAAGUAGCCUCACGUAGAGUGCAUUGCGGUAGUCCAAGCGGGAGAUAACCAGAGCAUGCACCACUCUGGCAAGACAGUCUGCGGGCAGGUAGGAUCUCAGCCGGCGUACCAGGUGGAGCUGGUAAACAGCUGCCCUGGACACAGAAUUGACCUGCGCCUCCAUGGACAACUGAGAGUCCAAAAUGACUCCCAGGCUGCUCACCUAGUCCUUUAGGGGCACUGUUACUCAUUUUAGGACCAGGAAGGGAUUUUUUGCUUAGGAGGCCAAGCCACCCCACUUAAAAAGAUUGUCUCGUUGACCUAAACUGCAAAUUCUAGCUUAGGCUUAUUUUUGAUAGGGGGUAAGUCUUACAAUCGACACAUUGUUUGGAAGUUGUCCCUUACUUAAAGUCUUGUUUUCUUUUCCCUGGGUGCUCAAAAUAAUUUUUGCAGGAUAAUUCAUAAUUAAUACCAUGGUUAUUUAUUAUGCAGCAGCAGGCAUUAAAAUGCACGAGAGCAUUACCAAAACAAGGUCAGGUGAAGUUUUUGUAUUAAUGUUGCUGAAUAAUAAUAAAGCAAGUAAUAUUUCUCUUUUAAAAGUAGAAUUUGCAUCUUACCAACCGAGGGCAAGUAUUCCAUAUCUCAUUAGUUGGGUAAUAAUACAUUAUUUGCUUGAGGGCUUAUUGUUUGGGGUGGCAGGCAGGGUUGUUGGGGGGAAAUAUUUAAAGUUUCUUAAGCCAUAAUAGAAAAGUGGUGAGAUGAGCAUUGGACUAGGGAUGACGGGACAUAGCCAUGAAGUUUGGGCUGAGCUUAGGCCCGUCACCAUCUCUCAGACUUGCCUACCUCACAGGGUUGUUGCAGAGAUGAAGUAGGGGCUUGGGAACACCUUGGAGGAAAAGAGGAGCAAAAAUGUAAAGUGUGGUGAUGGCACAGGUUUUCCAUCCUUGAAUAAUUCUAGAGUUCAGAAGGACUUCCUUCUGAACUUACUGUUUGCUAGUAAAUAGCUUCUUUUUUGAAGAAGAGAAAGUCCUAUGCUGAUGCUCCCUAAAAAUGUCCCUGGCAACACAAGCUAGUAGCGGUGAAUUCACAAAUUCACUUAUGAACACAGGGCAGUGACUUGUAUCGCCUCAUAAUAUGACCCUUACCUUAGUUUUGCUGUGAACCAUUGAGAAUGGGGGUAGCAGUGGAUGUGUUGGAGUAGGACCUGGAAGACCCGGGUUCAAAUCCCUGCUCAUCCGUGAAGCUCACUGGGUGAUUUUGGGGCAGUUGCCAUCUCUGUGUUACCUAUCUCUCAUCUCACAGGGGCGUUUGCUUGAAUUAAAUUAGGAGCGGUCCUUGGAAGACGGAUGGAUAAUAAUGUCAUGUGAUAAAUAAAAUGCAUAGAUUUAUCUGACUCCGGCACUGCCCAGUGUUCCUUCUUCUACACCCUCACUUCCACUAAUUUGCUCUUUGCUUCUGUCAUCACGUAUUCAGUUAUCAUUGUUUCCCAGGUAUCUUGCGACUGAGAACUGUGUAUGAAUGACUCAUUCUGCAUACAAAACCUCACUCCAGUCAAAUGUCCACCUUUAUACUGAUGAAAUAAAGGUGCCCCCAUCCCAUGUCGGCUUUUUUCCAAGGAUCUGCAGAAUAGCCUGUUGCUGUUUAGUUAAGAAUUGAGGGUAUUUUUUACAUGGGGGGGGGCUACCUUAAAGUGACCUCACACUUCUUCUUUUAAUUUUCUAGCAAAGCCAGGAGUCUUUUUGAAAAGAAUGCAGCCCCAAUUCUUCACUUGUCUGGUCUGGAUGUGACUGUGGUUAAGGUAAAGACAGAGAGUGGACUUGUUUUCUCUUCCUAGCGACUAUUUCCUCUUCCCAGUAUAUAUCGGCCAGAAUCCAUCUGUCACUAGAGGUGAAACGAAAGAUAAAGAGUCUAUAAGUGCUCAAGUUGGGGAGGAGUUGUAUUUUUUCUUAUUUUAAAACCAGUGCUGGUGCUGGAGGAGACUCUUGAGAGUCCCAUGGACUGCAAGAAGAUCAAACCUAUCCAUUCUUAAGGAAAUCAGCCCUGAGUGCUCACUGGAAGGACAGAUCCUGAAGCUGAGGCUCCAAUACUUUGGCCACUUCAUGAGAAGAGAAGACUCCCUGGAAAAGACCCUGAUGUUGGGAAAGAUUGAGGGCACAAGGAGAAGGGGACGACAGAGGAUGAGAUGGUUGGAAAGUGUUCUCGAAGCUACCAGCAUGAGUUUGACCAAACUGCGGGAGGCAGUGGAAGACAGGAGUGCCUGGCGUGCUCUGGUCCAUGGGGUCACGAAGAGUUGGACACGACUAAACGACUAAACAACAACAACAACAAAAACCAGUGCCAUGUUUUGUGUUUUGGUUUGGGUUCUUUUGGAAUGUUGUUAUCUUGCUUUCAUUUCAUUGACUCAAGGGCGAUGGAGAAUAUAUACAAGAUUUUGGCGAGAGAGCCACCAAGGCCUGUAGGCAAAGAGAAGAGUUGAUGACUCUGCCUGAGAAAAGUUCAUUCUCAUGCACGAGAACUCAUAAAAUUGCCACAAGGCACUUGAGAUUGAUUAGGAGCAGUCCUUUUUUAAACACCUUUAAUGGCCUCUCGGAUAAGAAAAAAACUCAGCAUCUCUGAUGAGAACAUAAAAAGUCAAGAGAGCCUUCCUAAGGAAGGGAAGACUGAACUGUUUUGAGAUUAUACUGUGCUAGCUGUUCAACAUACUGUUGCUAGCAGAAGUAUGUCCUUUCUCCACUCAGAGGCAAGAGGGCAUUCUGCUCAGGAGAUGCCUCACCCUGGGAUCAGGUAGGCAGGGCUAAUGGGCACAUUCCUAGGAAUUUCAGUAGUGAGCAUUUGAAGCUGCCCUUAUACUGAGUCACAUUAGUUCAUCUAUUUCAGGGCUGUUUACUCAAACAGAUAAUAGCCCUCCAGAGUUUCAAGCAGCAAAUUUCCCCUCAGCUUUGGUAUGCAAGUAGCUAGAGAUGAUUGAUCUAAUCCCAUCAAUAUGCAUGGCACUUUUACUGAUUGGGUUUUUUUGUGUGUGCAGAGGACAUGUUCAGCCAUUGAGCUACGGACCCUCCCCAUUGGAUCACAAAAUAUUUUAUCAUUCCAUGUGGUUAACUUGUAAAUUGGAAGGGUUCACAGAUCAAGUAGGAUGUUGUAUCUCGAUAUGUGGAUGGGAGACGGUUGCAAAUCCCCCCAUACAUUGCCUCAGGAUGUAGCGUGGGUUAGUUCAAUAGGUGGUGCUGUUGCUUUUAGAAAUAAUCUAGCAGAGAUUGUUGGCUGAAUAAGAAGGCAUGGUUCUCAGAAGCUACCCAUUUGGAGAUACGUCAAAACCAUCAAUUAUUCCUGCAAAAGCAACCAACUUCUUUGAAUGAAAAAAGUGAUUACAUGUUUUGAGUUUGGCACUUCUAAUUUAGAAACAGCAUGGGCUAUAUUUAUCUUAGUUGAGCAUAUAUAGUAGGGAUUUUUCUGUGUUACAUCCUGUAUUUUUGGGGGGUGGGCCUUUAAGAGGGGUGAUGCAAAACUUUGAAAUUAAUAAAUGAGAAGAUGUGUGCUGUUGUGCUGAGUAUUAGAUGUACGCGUGUUCAUAUGGAGUUGAAAGGUUUCCCUUUUCGGCAGCCAAUACCCAAUGUUAGUCACAAUCAUGAGACCCAUUGAAAUUAGUAGACCCAAGUCCUUGCUUUUCAUUGGGUCCGAUCUGAGUAUUAAUACCACCCAACAUGUUUCUGGCCUCUCUGUAUUUAUCACAGACAGAUUAUGAAGGGCAAGCGAAGAAGUUGUUGGAGCUGAUGGAAAACACGGACAUGAUAAUCGUUGCAGGAGGAGAUGGAACAUUGCAAGAGGUACUGCAAUAAUUCUUCUACAUUUCUCCCCAUGGGAAACUAGCACCUGGGGAAGGAUUCUCGACAGGAGAAGUUUUUCCUCCUCCUUCAUGCACUCCAAUCUCUCUCCCCCCCCCCCCCCCCAGAUUCCUCUCAUCCUGAUUCCUGCUAAACCAUUCAAAACAUAUGGUGUAGUGGUUAGAAUGUCAGACUGGGACCUGGGAAACCAGGAUUUGAAUCCCCAUUCAGCCCGGAAGUUCACUUGGUGGCCUUGGGCCAAUCACUGUCUUUCAGCCUUAACCUACCUCACAGGGUUGUCGUGAGCAGGGAGAACCAUGCACACUUGCCUGAGUGCCCUGGAGGAAAGGGUGAUAUGUAAAUGUAAUAAAUAGGUAGCUGGAGCAAAACUUGUAGAAUACAUCAGUGUUUGGUGGUGUGUCAUCUGUUCAUUUGAGGAAGGAAGGCAAGUUCUGGUUCAUUUUACUGAUGCUAGCUAAAAAAAGAUUUUUUUCUUACAGGUCAUAACUGGCCUUCUCCGAAGGGUGGAUGAGGUAAGGUGUUUUCUUCUGUUGCCUUUUUAACAGGAAAAUCCAAAGCAUUCUGUAGUCUCACCGUCUUGUCUUUUUUAUUAGGCUGACCCUGCUGUUGGCUUGCAGUUUCAUCUGUCUUGUCUUGGGCCCAGGGAAGUCAAUCUGUGACUGGGGUGUAGCACUCCAGAAUGCAUGUGGGGGCUUCGUGUGAUGGAGCGCUCCUCCAUACAAAAACACUUUUUAGAAUAGUAGCAUGUUGACAGGAGGGCUAGGCCCAAAAUUCUUCUCCCUGGUUUUCUGUGUAGAGAGACUUGUUUCAUAUGGAGCAAGAGCAAUCAAUCAUUCAGUCAGUCCCCACAUACAAUAUGAAAUGGUAUAGCCUUGCCGCAGGUUUGUUGGCUUAUUGAGAAUUAAUUAGGCCUUUGUCUUGGAAGUAGCUUCUUGCCCCAGUUUUGCAGAGUUCCUGGUAAGCACAGCAGGGUAGUUUUGAAUGCAAAACUUUCAAACAGGCAUUUGUCCAGAUUUGCAAAACAAGUGUUCCUCUGGACCAGUAGUCAGGUAAAGUGAAAGUGGAACCCGUGACUGUUUGCAUUCUCUUUGGAAGCAAGCUUUGGGUGAAAUCCAUAUACCAGCAGGGGUGCAUUGCAUAAAGCGUAUCAGGCUGCUUGUUAACAGAAUUGUAUUCCACAAUGUCUUAUCAGUACCUGACCAAAAGGGAAAAAAGAGAAAGACAGAAAAUGCAAUUUAAUGAUUCUCUCUGAGAUCCCAGGAGGCUGUUAGCAACUAGAAUUGUGCCUACUGUACAGAGCUUUUGCCUGCUUAUGGAGAGACAAAAUUUAUAUUUCAGCUUCGGUGCAAAGAAUUACCUUUCUUCCUUUGAGAAAUUGUAAGCUUUCAAAUCUCUACACUUGAAAAAAGAAACCAGGAAAAAGUAAUAAUAUGCUGUGACAGCUUUGCUGCUUAAUGGAGGACCAUUCCUCUCCUCCCCCAUCCCUUGGAAAUGGAGCAAUUCCUGGGUAAAGGAGCAGUGGAUCUGAGCUACAGUCUUGGCCUUUUCAUGUCAGUCUCUGUUUCCUAUCAGUGAGGAAGGGAUGCUGUCUUUCCCUAUUGCUGUCCAUUUAUGGUUGCCCCGGAGGCAGUAGUCAUCGGAUGCCUCCUCUCUCUGUACAGUGACGGACCCUUUUAGCUAACGGUUGGAGCUCACAAUGAACUCCAUGAACUUGGUUCUCUCUACUGGACAGGGCGAGCUUCAGGAGAUGGCAGCCCCCACCGCCAGCCUGCUUUCCCAGGCAAGAGAUAAUAACUGGAUCCCUUAACCAGCUGGGGAGAAUAAUGGGCAAGCAAACAGAGUUUACACUCUACAGUCAUUGGCCAGGUUAUUCGUCAAGCCAAGCCAUGUGCAAUGUUAUAUUCUUUUUUAAAAAAAGUUUAUCUUCCCAUCUAUUGAUGGCGCAUAACUAAAGAGCGGCUUCUCCGUUUCCUUGCAGUUCAGUUCUAGUUCAGACUAAGCGGACAGUAGAGAUCAAGUUAUGCUUUUGUUUGAAGAUUUUGUCCAGCUCCAGCAUGCUUGACCUCACCCUUUCAUUUCCAUGCAGCUUCUAGAUUGCAUGUUGGCUUGGCAGAAAAUGAAGUUUUGCUACCUGCCCAGAAACUUUGACUGGUCCUAUGACAAAACACUUCCCUUGAAUUUUCUUUCUUAUCCCCCUUCCACUUUGCACGCUAGAACGGUGCACCCCAUCAUAGCUCACAGUAACCCCAAACUCCCUGAAUGUUGCGCACCUGUUCUGCAGGUGCAAGUCUGUGACCCAAAAAAGGCCCGGCACUCGCCAGCGGCGCAACCUCCAGGUAGCUAACGCCUCUUGGCAGGCUGCGGUUAGUACUGUAGGCAAAAUUGCUGUGUCUCUCUGUUCGUUUGACACUGGGCCAUCUGCUCUGAAGUAUAAGGGGACAGAAGAGAUAAUGAGAUGAGGAAGGAGACUGGUUGUAAGAGAGGCUGCAACAGAAAGGCAUGGAAGCAGAUGGAGCGCUUCAGAAAAUGAGUUGGAUUUGCUGAAUCACCGUACUGCAAGCUGCAGUCUUCUGCAGAGAGCCAAGGUGUCGUGGUUGCACAGUCGUUAACAUUGAUUUGCUGGCAUACUUGAAGGAGCACAGCUCUUGGUUUGCAUGUGUGUGCACAACCAUGUGUACUCUAUAGUAACGUGGCCUUAGCAGCCAGGCCCUGACUGGGAGAACAAUGCAGGCAGUGACUUCCAGCCAGGCAGCAUGUCUAGAGAAAGAGCUGUGUUUGAACCUUCCAGUCGCGUCCGAGCCGCAACCCAGCAUGUGACCCUCCCUUAUUAGCAGAUCACCUCAUUCUGCUGCCUGCUCCCCCAAUUUGCAGAGUCAAAGAUAAAGACUGUCAAUCUGUCUGUUUGGAAAAGGGCUGCUUGAUUGGUGUGUAAUAAUAACCUCCCGACUUGAUUGCCAGGGUGCCUUAUUUUAAUAUUCCCCUUCGCGGAGAAAGACACUCUGCAUUACCGAAUUUCCUGUCUCGGCCGCGCUUUGCUUGGAGUUGAAAUGCAGCCCGAGCGCAGCCACGCUUCGGGUGCCACCUUCAGUCUUUUAGGAGAUGGCAGGUUGCUGACAGAAUCUAUACAUUGCUUGGGGAGGACGUGCCAGGCUCUGCAUGUGUAACAAUGCGGCUAAUGACUACAGAAGGCUGCUUUGUAGCCAGUUGGCAUUCGGAGGGGCUGUCCGGAGAGGCUGAUGUUCCGAGUCAUUCUUUAUUACUGCCUCCCUUUCAGGGAGAGCCUGCCUGGAGUGGGGAGUGAAAUCAGGCGCAGCUGUCCUCUGCACAGAAAGGGAGCUGGAUUCAGCUGGAGCUGAUGCAGAUUUCUUUUGCCCUUGUUCCCAGGCAGCUUUCAGUAAGAUUCCCAUCGGAUUCAUUCCCCUCGGAAAGACCAGCACAUUAAGUCACACGCUUUAUCCUGAGAGUGCAAACCAAGUCCAGUAAGUGUGUGUUUGUGUGUGUAUGUGCGCGCACACGUGUGCGUGCAUCAUACGAGAAUCAGUGUGAAAAGGAUGGCAGGGAGGAGGAGGAGACUGGUGUAUAUUGAAGGAAGGAAGGGCUGCAAAUCUGGUCCGUCCGUCCCCCCAAAAGGGACCAUUUUAGGCACUUCAAGAUUAUGUUAUACAUCGUCACCUUCAAAAAUCAGAAAAGAUCUAUAUCAUAACCUUAAUGUACCUAAAAUGGUACUUUUUGUAGAAGUUCAGACUUAUUAUUAUUAUUUAUUUAAUUUGUAUACCGCCCUUCCUCCAUAGACCUGACAUUUUAAUGUAUUUUUAAUCUUUGUUGGAAGCUGCCCAGAGUGGCUGGGGAAACCCAGCCAGAUGGACGGGGCACAAAUUAUUAUUAUUAUUAUUAUUAUUAUUAUUAGCAUCAUCAUCAUCAUCAUCAUCAUCAUCUCAGGGAAGUUCCCAACAUAAAAUUACCAUAGAAAAAAAUCACAAAAUACAUAAUAAAACCAAAGCAAGAAUCCUUCCUCCCGUAACACAUUUAAAAGGGCAUCGGAUAUCAACCAGCCAAAGGCCUAGUUGAAGAGGAACAUAAAGGUGUAUAAUGAAGGCAUCACAUGAACCUCCCUGGUUCCACAAACUUACAGAUUUUACAUUUAUUGUCACAUUUGUACCCUGCCCUUUUUUCAAGGAGUCCAAGGCAGCGUCUGAGGGGCCUCCCUGUUUUGUCCUCACAGCAACCCUGUUAAGUCUGCCUACAGUGGACUUCUUCAUUGACCUGGCGAUUUGAACUGAAGUCGUCUUCCCCAUCCCUGGUCCACACCAGCCUUCCCCAACCUGGUGCCCUUCAGAUGUUACAAACUUCUUCUCCACCCACCCCUGAGCAUUGGCCAUGCUGGCUGGUGCUAAUAGGAGUUGUAGUCCAGAACCUCUGAAGGGUGUUAGCUUAAGAAAGGUACCACUAAGAUUGGUUGCCUUGCUCCCUAAUUCCAUCGCAAUUGUUCUCACUGAAAGGUCGGCCGGCCUGGAAGCAAUUUAAUUAAAGCUUCCACUUGAAAAGGGCAAGGGGGGAGCCCUCAGUCAUGUCAAGUUGGCAAGUAUAAGUCUGGUUUGUUACAAGAGCCUUGGCCUUCUCCGAGCUGCAAACGAAGGAUGUUGUGCCAGUUGGCUUGGAGAAAAUGACCUACAAAGGAUACCUGCAAAGCUUCUGUUGAACUGAAUGCUAAUUAAGAUACAGUGAGCAACAGCGAGCAGGCCUCUCUGUGGCGGGGAAAUAACACCCACUUACUGCCGAGGAACAGGAAAAGUAUGAUGGGAAGGCGAUGCACCACAUCCCAGAUUUAGCAAUCCGCAAAGUGCCUUUCGCACUGAUUUGUUGUUGCCUUCUUACGCAGCUCCCCAUCUCCUGCCCCACCCCUAUUAUUUGACCAUUCCAUGAAGCUGGAAACGCUUCUGAUCUUGCAUUUAAGACAGAGUUGAAUUUCUGGAGAUUUCACAGCAGGAAGAAGGGGCAGGGUAUAAUUUUUUUAAAAAAAUAAUAUUUUUUAUUUAUUUAUUUUUUACCAACCACCAGAACACAAACCGUGAACCCCCCACCCCAAGACGGCUGAUACAUUGGGUAUACAUAUUCAAUAAUAUACCUAUUCAAUAAUAUUCAAUAAUAACAUAUUCAAAUCAACCAUAUGUACACUUCUAUAUACCUUAACAUUCCUCCUCCACAAGGUUUAUUUAACUUUUAACAUUUUAAUUGCCCCAGAUUGUUCAAACCUACCCAAAUAAUUCAAUAUCUUCUCAAACCAAUCCUCCUCUUUCUCACUGACCUUAAGCCCUUUCAUUCUAUGUAUCUUCACAGGUAUUCUAAAAUUAUAACACUAUUCAGUUUUUUCCUCCAUUGGUUCACCCCUAGCUCUUGUGCAUUUUUCCAAUUACACGCUAUAACCUGUCUGGCUGCAAUUACCAUAAAUUUUACCCAUUUACAUUCCUCUUUUGUUUUUAACUCAAGGGGCAGGAUAUAAAUGCAACUAUGAAAGAUAUGUGCUAGUGUAAACUUGAGAACUAUAUCGUAGGCAUCCUCCCUUUUCAUGCAUUCUGAUCCAUUCAGUUUGUGGCAGUGCAGCAGGAAACCGACUCAAAAGGUUGCAUUCAGAAACUCUUGCUUUUCUGCUUGCAACCUCCUAGUGAGCUUUAUGGCAAAACAGGCAUUUGAACCUCAUCCAUAGUCAACUUUAUGCAAGACCCACAAAUUAUUGGGCAAGACUAUGGUUGGGAGUGAGCAGAAGGUACUCUCUUAUUUCAUGGCAGCGCAGCCUCCACACUGAAGGCUUUCUGUGUCGCCUGCCCUGAGGCUGUAGGAUCAGAGUAGGCUUGAAAUCGAAAUAAAAGCUCUAACUUAGAUGCCAGUGUCCUCUUUUUGUGUGUGUGCAGGAAUACGUGAAUGUGCUUAUGCCAAGUCAGGCUGAUUGUUCCUCUCACCCAAAUGCUGUCAACUCUGACUGGGGGGAGGUCCUUUUCAGCUCUGGUGCUAUCUAGGGUCCUUUUAAAGGGAGAUACCAGAGCCUAGGACUUGCCGAUCAGAAGGUCGACGGUUCGAAUCCCCGCGACGGGGUGAGCUCCCAUUGCUCGGUCCCUGCUCCUGCCAACCUAGCAGUUCGAAAGCAUGUCAAAAGUGCAAGUAGAUAAAUAGGUACCGCUCCGGUGGAAGGUAAAUGGCGUUUCCAUGCACUGCUCUGGUUUGCCAGAAGCGGCUUAGUCAUGCUGGCCACAUGACCCGGAAGCUGUACGCCAGCUCCCUUGGCCAAUAAAGCAAGAUGAGCGCCGCAACCCCAGAAUCGCCCACGACUGGACCUAAUGUCAGGGUCUUUACCUGAGCUCAAGCCUAGGAUGCUCUGCAAGGGAAGCAUGCCCUCUGCUACUGAAUAAUGUCUUCCUCUUGACUUCUUCUUCAGGCAUAUUACUGACGCCACAUUGUCCAUACUGAAAGGAGAGACUAUUGCACUUGAUGUUUUGCAGAUUAAGGUAGCCAUCUUUUUUCUUAGACCCUCCUCCUUCUGGGAGGGAUAUUUUUCUUCAUCUGUCUUUUGUCAUGUGCUUUUCUGACCCCAUUAUGUUUUUAAGGAGCAUGCAACAAUAUAAAAUCAUUCUUUAAAGAACAGUGCACCUAGUGCAGGGCAGGGACUUGAACCCGUGGCCCUGACAUUGAGAGCCUUAUGCUCUAUCAACUGAGCAUCUGGGAAGGAGAAGAGGGGGAUUUGCUCCUAUAAUGUUUUUAAGCCAUUCUAUUUUUUAUGUUCUUAAUUGUUUUUAAAUGUGUGAAAUUCAUUUUGUUUUCAAUUGCACUUUUUUUACCGCUUUGUUGUUUGCUGCCCUGGGCUUCCUUGAGAGCAGUGAAGGGAUAGAAAUUCAACAGAUUAAUCAUCACCAUCAUCUUGUGAAGAUUUCCCUUUCAUUUAAAUGAUAACUACUCAUCAUUCUUGCUUUGGUCUUCUGAUAGCCACAAAAUUAAAUGACUCAUGGCUAAAAUAACAUUGCAGACAAGCCCUCUGCACUGAGGAAUUAAUUUGCAAUUCCUUUCUUUUAUGUGUUGCUGGAAUAUAGUGGUUGGUAUUUUGGUUCUCGGACCACUGAUCCAUUGUUGGCAAGAUCACCACAGAUUACUGCAAUUUAUAACAUUUGACUUUUGUUAGUGAUUGUUUGUUUUUCCUUUAUAGGGGAGCAAAGACCAGCCCAUCUUUGCUGUAACUGGUUUAAGAUGGGGAUCUUACAGAGAUGCGGGAGCAAAAGUCAGCAAGUAUGUUGAUCACUAUUGCUUUGUUUUCUCUUUGCCCCUAUCUUGUACUUCUAGACAGUUUCUCCACUAUCUCCAACAAUAUGCAAGCAAGGAGCCCACUGGGACCAGAUCAGGCUGUGAAGUGUUAAGACAGCUGCUGAUUGCCUCUGAAUCCCUGGACCGGGUUCCAGAGAAAGACAUGGGAUGCCUCUAAACUGUCACUAUUUUUCGCAACAGAUUGAAGCACAUACCAGAAAUUUACGUUUGUGCAAUUAAAAUGGAUUAAAGUGCUUUGUGCAAUCAAUCCACAUUUCUAUUUAAAAAAAACCAGACCGUUUGCAGUGAGGAAAGUGACGGGGAAAGUGUGGGAUGAACAGAUGACUUAACAGGAAGAUGAGGAAAUACCCCACAAGCAAAUGGGGAUGAAUGCUCAGUUUUGUAGAACUGCCCCCGCAAACAAAUCGGAACAAGUGCUGAAUAAAUAACAGACGUAGUCUGACCUCUUUGCAUAAGCAAAACAGGAUGAAUGCUCAAGAAGCAGGUCAUCUAGAGAAGCCCACUGGGUACAUUAGCACACAUCCAGGUGCCAGCUACACCUUGCUGCGCAUUGCUUUGGCAUCUAAUGUCCAAAGAUUAGGUUGUAAGAAACAGCUUUCGUAGAUACUGCAUUGGAAAAGAGGACUGCUUUCCCUGUGCCCCCAGUUUUAUUUUGCUUUCUUGGUUCAUUUUAUUCUCUUCUAGGUACUGGUAUCUUGGGCCUCUGAAAAUCAAAGCAGCCCACUUCUUUAAUACAUUGAAGGUAAAGGCAUUUCAAUAUGGGUCACACAAGGCUAUCACAGUGGGAAGAUCUGUGAUGCACACAGUGGUGGAUCACAUUUUUGAGUGCAUGAAGUCCCCAGGUUUAGUCCAAAACAAAAGAAUUUGCUGGAGAGUCACACCCAGACAGCUGUGAGCUAGAGGGUCUGACACUGUGUGAGGCAACUUCGUGUGAUCUUACUGUAUGUGGCAUAUAAUGUAGUUUGGAGUGCUUACAGAUCAUAUUUAAGGCAGUGUUGACUUUUUUAACUUAGCUCAAAACCAACCCAGCUUUGGUUAUUCAUAUUUUGCCAGAAAAGGGUGGCAGAGACAAUUGGCUUUUAAAAAGUCUACCAGUGGAAUGCAGCUGAAAUAAUACUGCAAUGCUAGAAAUUACUAUGGAAUAUUAACUGCAUUAUGGAAGGGUAAACAGCCUCUCAUGCAGCUGAGGUUGCUCGGCUGCCUUUCUCUAGUGCAGUCCUUUCUCAUGGUUUUUGUUAUGCUAAUGAUUCACCCUGAGAUUUAUUCAGUUGACGUAAGUGGUGCCUAUAAAUACAGCCCACAGGACUGUUGAUAACACUGGUCAACAACAAAUUUGUUGUCUGCGUUUUUUCAGUUGAUUUAGGACGAAUCUGAUGUGCUAAGUCCAAAAAUCACAUUGGUUUUGCUCAAUCGGGUCAAGUUUUUGAGCUAUGGCCACACGUCUUUUUUUUACGUUUUUGUUCACAUGUACGCUUGUGUGGAGCAUUUUAGAAGAAGUUGGUGGGGGUAAAAUGCCAUGUCGAAUAAUUGUUUUGAUUGGAAAUGAUUAUUUUAAUGACAAGAAGUAUUCAGGUCCGAUAGUUCUGGGUCAUUAUGUCGAAAAGGGAUCAGUUUGAAGUCAUAAAACCUUGAAAUCUUCCAUAAAUCGGUGCGGCAAAGCAUAAAGUUGCUUACCAUGCUUAUUUGGUAUUAAACCUGGUGACCAGAUAAAGCUUGGGCGCCACACAUGGUGUGCAAGGCAUGCACCGAGACUCUACAUGGGUGGACCAAUGGCAAGAGGAGUCUGAACUUUGGAAUUCCCAUGGUUUGGAGGGAGCUGACAAACCAUGUCACUGACUGCUGCUUCUGCGCUGUUGAUGCGACUGGGAUCAACAGAAAGAACCGGAGCAGCCUCAACUAUCCUGAUCUUCAAUCAGCACGUCGUCCUUUAGCUCAUUGUGAUGAAAUUCCAGUGCCUAUCUUCGGAGAACUUCCUGACAUUAGUGACGAAGAUGCCUCCAGUGUUGAAGGACAUGAAGAAGAAGAAGUGGUUCUUGAAGAUGAUGCUCCACAUCCAUUUUCCCAAAAGGAGUUGAAUGAUCUAGUUCACGACCUCAGCUUGUCAAAGGACUCUGCCGAACUGUUGGCAUCCAGAUUGAAGGGAAAAAACCUCCUCUCUGACAGUGCUCACAUCAGCUUCUUCCGCAACAGGCAUCAAGAGUACCUCCAUUUUUUCUCGGAAGAGAAGGACUUGGUGUACUGUGCAGAUAUUGCACAGCUUCUGCUCAAGCUUGGAGUGCCACAGUACGAAUCCAAAGAUUGGAGACUGUUCAUUGACAGCAGCAAGCGAUCACUGAAAUGUGUUCUGCUACACAACGGCAACCAGUUUGCCUCUAUACCCCUGGCUCACUCAAGUACACUGAAGGAGAACUAUGAAAUGGUGAGGUAUGUGCUGGAGAAAAUUGGUUAUGAUCAGCAUAAGUGGUUUAUUUGUGUUGACCUGAAGAUGGUGAACUUUUUGUUGGAACAACAGUCUGGCUUCACCAAGUACCCAUGUUUUCUGUGCAUGUGGGAUAGUAGGGACCGUGCUCAGCAUUACACGAAGAAGGACUGGCCUGUGCGGGAGGAAUUGGUGCCUUGUAAAGAAAGGAACGUCGUCAACGACCCUCUGGUGGACAGAGACAGAAUACUCUUCCCACUGCUGCACAUCAAGCUCGGCUUAAUCAAGCAGUUCACCAAGGCUCUGGACAAGGAUAGUGACUGCUUCACUUACUUGUGCCAGGCUUUUCCAGGAUUGACCAUGGAGAAGUUGAAAGCUGGCAUCUUUGACAGUCCUCAGAGCUCAUCAGAGAUCCAGAGUUCGGAAAGUCAAUGAACGAAGUGGAACUAGAAGCGUGGAAGGCAGUUGUUCUGGUAGUGAAGAACUUUCUUGGCAACAAUAAGGCCAGAAACUACGCAGAACUUGUCAACAACAUGCUGACUGCUUUCAGAAACCUGGGCUGCAACAUGAGCGUCAAGAUGCACUACCUAUUUUCACAUAUGGACCAGUUUCCUGAGAACCUGGGUUCAAUGAGUGACGAACAGGGGGAGAGAUUCCAUCAGGACAUGAGAGAGAUGGAGACCAGGUAUCAGGGUCGCUGGGAUGCAGUCAUGAUGGCUGACUACUGUUAGACUCUGAAGAGAGACCUCCCUGCCGCUGAGCAUUCCUGGAGUUCCAAGAAACGGAAGUUCAAGCCCUGAAGUUUGAAAAAUGGUGAAGCAACAUGCAAUUUACGCGUACUUACCUUUAUCAAUGCCCACCAUUCAGUUUACAGUAAUCAAUGUUUCUAUCAGGUAAUCAAUAUAUGUUGUUGGAAAAACAUUUUUUCUCUUAAAAACAUAUUUAGGAUGAUAUGUGUUGACAAAAAUCAGCUGAUAAUGCCACAAAAAUGUAAUCAAUUUUGUCACAAAAUCUGAUUUUUUUUCAAAUCAACAUAGCACAAAAACCUGACCUGAUGGAGAGAAACAGAUGCCAUUUCCUGAUUCAGCAGUGCAAAAAUACCCUAAAUCAGUUGUAGAAAUCUAGACAACAUUCAAAAAGUAAAAAAUUGUUGCCCAGUGUAGUCUGCCUCUUUCAUUCAGCCUACCUUCUGUCGCAAAAUGAGCAGAAAGGUUAAUUGCUCUAGUUCUCAGGUACUGAAGGAUUUGACAUACAUUAAAGUAGCUGCAUUUCCCCCCUGUUCACACCCUUUUCUUGAUUCCUUAGCAGUUAAUAAACAUAUAACUCUCCUGGGAAAUGCCCUGACACAUCAUAACAUAUGUACUGUCUGAGUUUGCACGUAAUACUAAACCAUGGUUUAGUGGUAUGUGGACAAGCUGCAGUGAACCCAAACAAAAGCGUCAGUCUCACCUCUUCCCCCCCCAUCAACCUUUCUGAGUGAUUUGUUUUAUAUAAACCAGGAAUUCUGUUUUUGAACAAACUCUGUUCAAAUUAAAGUGUUGAUUUGAACUCUUGAACAAAUUAAAUAAAGCAGCUUCAUAACAAUGGUUUGGCUUGUUUUGAACCUUUCCAGGAUUCCUGGUUGGUUCAACAGGACAAGCCAGGGUUUAUUCAACAUGAGGUUAAUCUCUUCAGAAGGCCUCCUUCUUCUGACUACGUAGGAGGGAAGAGUGCAACACUUCAAUGUCUUGCUGCAGCUCAUCCACAUAAUGUUAAACCACAGUUUAGUGUGACAGUCGAGUGCAGCCUUUGCAAGACACGAUUUAGAUCAGCUAGACCAGAAUUUCUUCUCUGUGGCAGGACAGUAACCUGCUUUGGGGGAAGUAUAGUUCUUUCCUCACACACACUUUCCUCAGCCACUCCGUCCCCCUCAACUGACAGAAGCACUUGUUCACCUCAUCGCAGGGAAAUGGGCUAGUAGAAUGGCUGGAGGAGAAAGCAGCAGGUGGGUUAAGCAGCCCCUAGAUUGCCUCUUCUGCCUUGUGGCUGUUUGGUGGCAACCAUAAUUCCAAGUCUGCCUGCUGCUGAAUGAAUGGUUGGUCUAGCUCUCACAUACCCCUGUAGAAAUGGUUAUUUUCCUUUUUCUUUCUGGAAAUUCCAAGGAGUGGCCUCAGAAGCAUCUAGCCUCCCUUUCCUAUUUGGACCCAACUCCAAGGCCUCCUGAGGAGCCGGAGCAGAAGACCCCUAGACCUCCUUUAUACAUCAGGCUUUACAAGAGACUGGCACAUUAUUGGACACCUGUCCCCAAAGGUAAGCAGUCAGUCAUUCUCUCUCAGAUAGAUAGAUAUAUUAAAGCUGUUCAUUAGAAGAAUCCGUUUCCCCCACUGUGGCCCUGAAGCAGGGGCUUGAGAGAUCUGUCACCUUUUCCAAUUAAGCCCCAGCGAGUUGCUUUCUUUUUGUUGUGUGAACUUUGAACUUCUUUCUUCCUUUUCUGCGGCUGUUGUUCCUUUGAGCCGCCGGCAUUAAAUAUAGAUGGAACAAGGCCUUGUGAAGUAACAAGAAAUAGAAGGAUCUGGGCCUCUGCUGAUCUUAAUACAACAGCGCUUAUCUAACUUUCUGUUUAAUGGUGUCUUUCCUCUCGGACUUCAGAAAUCCCCAAGGAGGUAACCCCGGAGGCCUGGAGAGAAAUGCAGCUGUCUGCUAUUGAAUUCUCUGUCACUACUCAGAACAGACAUCUUGACUUGAAAGUAAGAGUAGAGAAAUAAAUAAAUAAAUGCUAAGCUUUCCUUCAUCUUCACAAAAGUAGCUGCUUUGUAACUUGAGGGGAUAACAGCCUGCUUAGGCCUAAUAUAGCGGGUCUGAAUUCGAAAUGGUGGCAACCUGAGAUGUGAGCGUCUGUUUUGCUGUGCCCCUUUCUAAGUCCCACACCCUGUGGGCUGUGUGUGCGCUUCUUAAAAUGGGCCGUGCCAAAAAGAGAGAGAGAAGCAUAUACACACACAUGCUUUUUGUACUUUAUGAGUACCUGUGGCCAUUCUGCACAUAAAAUGUGUGUGUCAUUUCCUGUGCAGUAAGUCCAUUGGAGCAUGGAAUGUUUAGUGCAGAAUACCAUUUCUUGAGAUUCUCUGCUUUUAAGGAGGCACAAACCACCUAGACCUUACUGCUUCACAAACAGACUUGAAAGUGUGUGGACAAAGCCUGCUGCUCUGCUCUGAAGCCAAAGGAGGUAACAAUUUCUCAUGAUCAGGAAGCUAGCUGGGCUCCAGGGCCCCACGCAGUUAUCUUUUCUUCAUGACUAACAGAAGCAGAAUAAAUUUUGCAAGGCUGGUAAAUAAUUAUGCACCAUUCAAGGGUGCUUGCUUUGCAUAGUUUAUGCAAGCUUUUCAGUUUUUGACUUGUAUUUAUUUGUAUGUGCAGCACCGCCCUUAUAGGACUUUAGCACAGAACACAAGCCUGAAAGCAAGAGGCCUAAGGAUUAUUGUUUACGUCUUCCCUGUACCAUUUUUUCACUGAGAGCAAAGACUGAGAUGCCUUGUGCUGAAUAACAGCAAGUACCUAGGAGCUAAAUUGAACAUCCCUCCACAGAUUGAAGGAUAAUUACUGAUAUGCCCAGUUUUUAAAUGAAAUGCCAGCUAGGCGGUAUGUGUGCAGUAGAUCAAAGGAGCGAGAAUGCAGCUAGCUGGGCUGCUAAGAGACUCUUCUGAGCUCAGAGCACUGCUUUUUUAUUUAGAAUGUUGUGGUUGGGUGCAGUUCCCGAGUGCAUUCUGAGCUCUAGGCACUCAGCUAUGGGUUUACCUGUACCACCCUACCUACCAGCCUGCUUACAAGGCCACCACAAUAAGUUCAGAACCUGAACUUGCCAAUCUGAGAAUCCUUAGCUUCAAGGAUGAUUGAAAGAUGUAAGAAGAUGUCAUUCUGUGCGCUCCUCCACAUGCAGCUGCUGGGUGACCUUGGGCCAGUCACACUUCUCUGAAGUCUCUCAGCCCCACUCACCUCACAGAGUGUUUGUUGUGGGGGAGGAAGGAAAAGGAGAAUGUUAGCCGCUUUGAGACUCCUUCGGGCAGUGAUAAAGCAGGAUAUCAAAUCCAAACUCUUCUUCUUCUUCUUCUAUUUCUCUAAGAUGUAAAAGAGGAGGUUGGAGGUUAAUUUUUAUUCCUUCUACAAAGAACACUCUGCUUCAACUGCAGACGUGAGUUCAUUGCCCUGGGACUUCAAGGCUGUAAAUGUCUACUCAGGAGUAAGCUCUACUUAGUUCAGUGGGACUUGCCUUCAGGUAAGUGAAUAGGAGAUUGCAGCUGUGUGUGUGUGUGAGAGAGAGAAUAUGAGAAUAUGUUGAUGCGCAUUCUGUCUAGUUUUUGACCUGACAGUGCCCUUCUAUGGCUCACACAGGGAACUCUUUGCUUUGAAUUCUCCUGGCUCCCAAAUACUGUUUUCCCCCAGAGAAUGGGAGAUGCUACUGACUUCAUUCAGAGGCAGAUGGUGGGGGUUACAUGAGAUGCUGUGGCUGUUAGUAUUAAUGCAUCCAUUUCUGAACAUUUCUUUUAGCGCACAGAAGACUUCAUGAAUAUUUGCAUUGAACCAGAUUCAAUCAGUAAAGGAGAAUACAUUAAAAGAGGGUGAGUCCUAGAGAACCUGUAAUGAUAUGCCUUAUUGCUAUCAUAAAAUAUAUUUAUCAAUGUGCUUUUGGGGUUAGUUGGUAGUUUGUAUAGUCAGGUGCAUUAAGGGCAAAACUGGAGAGACUGGACUUAAAAUCUAGAGCGGAGACAAAACUAAUUGGUGCCCCUGGCAUAAAUAAACCCUUCUAAUGAUCCCAACCGUGUGUCAGGUUCAGUCAGCAAGGACACCGAAGGAAUAGUUCUUGGUGGCAAAUCACAGUCUCUAAUUUAUAGUUUCCAUGACCACUACAAGGCUGCAGAUCAUUUCCCCGUUUCCUUGAAUCUCUUCAUAUUGCUCCAGCGUUGACUCAUGGCGACUUCCUACAUUGUUGUUGUCGCUAUUUAUUUCAUUUGUGAAUGGCUUUCCGUAAAACAUCCCAAAGCAAUUGAACAAUAAAAAUGCAAACCAUAAAAGUGUAUCUAAAAACCAGGAGAGUCUCAAGACAAGGACAACAGAUGGGAACACUGUUAAGUCAGUGAAGAGGAUGAAUAAGAAGGAAGGCUUCUAUCCAAAUCCUUCCUUUGAAUCCUAAACCCCAGUAUGCACUGUCAGGACAUGGUGUGGUGUUGCCACAAUGACCUGGUAGGCAGGGCAUUGUCCAAAGGCUCAUGAUGCAGCUGAAGCUUAAGCAGGUCUGCUUCUGAUUGGUCCCCAGCUUGAUUCCUCACCCUGGUGUGAAGACAUGGGGUUAUACUCAAGGAGCUGGCAAUCCAAGCUGGUGCAGUGAGCCACCUUACUAGACUUGAACCUUGGUUCAAAGCGAGCACAGCAAAGAGCUUGUAGCUUUGAGCAAGUAACAUUGUCCUGCGCUUCUCUUCUUUGUGUGUAAAACGAGACGAUCCCUUUGCCUCGCAGUCUGGUUGAGGGUGAUGAACUCUGAGUCUUGGGUGCAUAGAUUUGGAGGGAAGUUGCAUUGAUCUUGAUGGAACUGACUUCCAAGCAUUAAUUAUUCAGGUUUGCAGUCCCUACUAUUAAAAGGAUGAGGCAGCUCGAGGAAUUUGUAAUCCAUUUUAAUUUAGGCUCCCUGACAAGGCCGUUGGCUUCACGAGCCCCCGAAUCAGCCAUGGUUCCUCACUGCUGCACUUGAUCCAUAGCUUUCUCUUCCGAUUUGUCUAAUCUUAAUGUAUUUUGUACUUUAACAGAGAUUGGGCUUCUUUUUGGGGCUGCGUGAGGAUUGCCCUGCGGGAGUUCCUCUGGGCUGUAAAUCAGGGGGCAGGAUCUCCAUCUUGCGGGCAAAUCUUGGCUCACCAGGUGGUCUUGAGCUGGCUUGCGAGGGUGUUUUCCCCAAACCAUGCCCACCCACUUGUGACGUAAUCUGAUGGGUGUGUGGGUGUGAUAAACCCUGAUGGGGCAUUCAUGUUCCUAGCAGUGAACAGCAGCAGGCAGCCCAAACAGCAAGAUGUUUAAUCCUGCUCAGUUUGGCAGGACUCCAUGCAAACCACUUUCUGAUUCAGGGACAUGUGUGUAUCAGACUCUUCUGGUGAAGUACAAUAACAACCUUGUAAAAUAUACAGUUUUGGGCUUUCCCCCCUACCCCCCUUUUCCCCUUCUGCACAGGUUCUGUUUCUUUUUUAUUUUUCUCUUUUGUUGUGUCUCACCAUGUCUGAUGCACAUAUGUACUUUUUGAACUUUCAAUAAAGAUGUAUAAUUAAUAAAUAAAUAAAAUAAAAUAAAAUAAAAUAAAAUUAAAAAUAAUAAAAAUAAAAAUAAAAGAUCUGGCCUGUGGAGCCCAAAGUUCCCUACCUCUACUGUAGAUAAUGUGCUCAUAGCGGUUGGCUCAAUUAAUGCUGCUUGUAGCUUGGUUUUUCAGUUAUGUCUUGCUUUUAUCGCAAUUCCCAUUUAAGGGGAGGGUCUUUCCUAGUUGAGGCUUGGUGCUACUCCAUCAAUUCCUUCUGCCACACAAGUUCAUUGGUCUCUUAAAAUGUUUUAUUUAGUUUGGUUGGCUAUGGCAGAAGGAGGAGUGUUGUGCCGUCCAGGGCCUUUCCGGGUUAGCAAGGCAAUCUGUUUGCCGGCUUCUCUGCAGCCCCUUUGUGCUUUAAGCGUAGCUAUAAAGGAUGACUUGGUUGCUCUCUUCCUUUGUUUUGUACAGAAGCCAAAAGAUGGUGGACCCCCACUUGUGCCCAGAAGGAAGCCAGUGCCUUCAAGCUAGCAGGUGUAUCUUGCAGCUUCCAGAGGUGAGAAAUAAAACAUAGGGUAAAUCUGUGCUUUCCUCAUUCUUUCCUUACAGGCAGUGGAAGGAUCCUGUCCCCCACCUAGAAUUAGGCAAAUUUCCUUCUGUUGUAUAAAGGCAGAAUGAAUACAUUCCAAUUUGCUUUGUUGGGAUGGGAUAUGCCCAAAAGCCAGCUUCACCCAUCCUUCCUAAUUUAAAAAAUCAGUAUGUGACAGUCUUCCUUGCUGUAUUCCCACCUCCUCUUGUGUCUCUUACAUUCAGGUAGGCCAGUUUCAUGUCCCUCUCUAUUCCCAGGGCAAAGCCACUGUGUGGCAACAGGAGGAGUGUUUUUGUGGGCAAUCAGUUCCUUCCAUAAUAGCAGCCUAUAUUUCAGCUUUCAGAGAAUCCUGUAGUUACGGGUAGGAAGCCAGGUUCAUAGAAAUUCCCAAGAUGCAAAUUCCACCUGAGCAUAAUCCCCCGUUAAAAAUCACAUUUGAUGGACACAGAGACAAGGAGUGGGGGCAGGGGGAGAUUCAAGACCCUGUAAAUUGAUUUUGCCCCCUAAUCAUGCUAUACAUUUGAUGGGUAGGUUGUUUGGAAUCCCAAAAUUGACUAUAGCUUUUAAUGGAUGAAAAGGGACCUUUCAGUUCUGCAGCUUAGGACAAAGCAAGGGGGGCCGGAGGGGGGUGGAAUGGGAAGAGGAGGUUAAGCAGAAGUAAUCUGUCCAACCUGUUUCUAGGAGGUGGUGAUGGGAGGCCCACCAUUAAUAGCAGGGAUCCAAUGGGGGAAGACUUUCAGGUGGCAGUUUCAGGAACUGCCUCCUUGAGUGGUCCCUCUGCAAACUGGGAAGUACCGAAAUGUGGAACUAGGACAUCUUCCCUGUAGCCAGAGAGGUGCAUUUGACAGAUAAAGAGAAGGCAUGAAUUUCUCUGUAGAGGAAACGCCUUCUGCCUGUGCUGGACCUGACGCUUACGGAAUUGGAAUUGUCAGCGGGCAGAAAGCAGGUGAGGUAGUUUGCAGGCUGUCUUAAGUGAGAGGCUCAACCAUGUCUGGCAGAUAGUUGAAGCAGGGGUGAGAAAUCUCAGCCAUGGGGGACCAGGACUGUUCCCUAAUCCAUUUAGCCUCUCACCCUCCAGCCAGGCAGCCCUCCUGUCAAUCAUGUGACAUCACCUAGGCCAUGCCCCUCUGCUGGGCAUAGCCUUGACAGCUUUACCUGGCUGGAAUGCGCCCUCGAACUGUGAUAACAGCCAUUUUAGAAAAUAAAUAAACAGUGCUUUCUCAGUGAAGUGUUUCAGAAGAGAACAACUUGAAGUGGAGCCCUAACUAGGAUGAACACCAGCUCUUUCUGGUAUGUCUGGCUAUGUAACCAUGGAGGAAAAGAGCCCCAGCUGCUCAGACCUAGCCUUCGUUAGCAUGUCUCUUUCAUCUUUCCUGCUUUCUCUGCAGGAUACGGAAGGCUUCUUGGCUGUGGACAGUGAGGAGUACGAAGCGAUGCCAGUGGAAGUGAAGCUGCUGCCCAGGAAACUCCGUUUUUUCUGUGAUGCCAGAAAAAAAGAGCAAAUGCUUCAAGGUGCAUCCUAG